Messenger RNA from Hypomesus transpacificus, 1466 nucleotides. RefSeq names its product matrix metalloproteinase-19-like. The record is from RefSeq and is a predicted model, not a curated record. The transcript has 9 exons. Lineage: Eukaryota; Metazoa; Chordata; Actinopteri; Osmeriformes; Osmeridae. Bases 92 to 1462 code for a protein of 456 amino acids. Gene Ontology annotation, cellular component: extracellular matrix. Gene Ontology annotation, molecular function: zinc ion binding; metalloendopeptidase activity. Gene Ontology annotation, biological process: proteolysis; extracellular matrix organization; collagen catabolic process.
AUUCUGUAACGUUUGGUCAGUAUUCUCUACAGCACUUGUUAUGAGUGGAAGAAGGCAGCAGUGAUACAGAAUACCAGUAGCUGAAUACAGAAUGGAAUAUAUUGUGGUUCUUUUCCUGCUGACCACGCCAUCAUCCGUCACCCUGAGCGUUAAUGAACUCACAGGGGCCAUGACCUAUGAUUACCUGCAUGUGCCACUGCAAAGUAAGAAUCCAAAUCAUCCAACUGAGAAUAUAAAAGUUCUGAGAACCUUUCAGAAAGCAACUGAUGCACCCAUCUCUGGAAAACUUGGUGCAACAAUAAGUCAGCCUCGUUGUGGUAUUGAUGACUCUUUCAGCAACACAUCCUUAAAAUACCGGGUGAUGGGUUAUUGGAGGAAGAAAAAGCUGACCUACCGAAUCUACAAUUACUCCCGAGAUUUGGGCCUAGCGAAGACACGUUUUGCCAUUCAGACCGCUUUUAGGUACUGGAGUGAGGUGUCCCCUCUAAGGUUCCAGGAGGUGCGCCAGGGAAGAGCAGACAUCAAAUUCUCAUUCCACAGGAAAGAUAAAUCAUGUCCAAUUCCCUUUGAUGGGCCAGGAAAGGUGCUAGCCCAUGCAGAUGCUCCUGAAUCAGGCAUUGUGCAUUUCGAUGAUGAUGAAAAGUGGACCGAAGGGAAGGAUUCUGGCUUUAACCUGAGGAUUGUAGCAGCACAUGAAAUUGGCCAUGUGCUUGGCCUGGGCCACUCACAGUAUUACAAUGCCUUAAUGGGACCCAUAUACAAAGGAUAUCGACCCAACUUUAAACUACAUCCUGAUGACAUACAAGGCAUUCAAGCUAUUUAUGGAAAGCCUGUCAAAUAUCCUCGUGCGUCCAGGAAUACUAGUCCAGUAACCACAGCGGCAAGACCUCCAGAUCUCUGCAAGGCUACCAUGGAUGCAAUUAUGUUGGGUCCUUUUCGCAAAACUUACAUCUUUCAUCGCCAGUAUGUGUGGACCGUGUCCAGCACAGGCAGCAGUGUGCCUGUCCUGAUCUCUGUGCUCUGGAAAGGUCUGCCAGGGAAUCUGAAUGCUGCUGUUCACUCACAGAGGACUAGGAAGUCCUACUUCUUAAAAGGGGACAACAUUUGGAGGUAUUCAGGCUUCAAAUUGGAUCAUGGCUUCCCUAGACUAUUGACUAACAUCCCAUCUAACGUCGAUUCAGCCCUGUAUCUCAACAGGAACAAUAAAGUGAUCUUCCUCAAGGGCUCUGUAUACUGGCAGUGGGAUGAAAAUAGAGCAAUGCACAUCAGUUUGUACCCCAAACCCAUCUCACAACUCUUCUCUGGGCUACCUGACAACACAGAGGCGGCCUUCGCCUGGACAGAUGGCUACAUGUACUUCUUCAAAGGAGACAAAUUCUGGCGCAUAAAUGAAUUCCACCCAACAGCGGAUAAAGGCUAUCCUCAUAGCACAAGACAAAAAUGGAUGUUAUGUUAUAGGUAGACCA